Colius striatus (speckled mousebird) is the source of this 1240-nucleotide messenger RNA. RefSeq names its product ribonuclease P/MRP subunit p38 (gene RPP38). The record is from RefSeq and is a predicted model, not a curated record. Gene Ontology annotation, cellular component: ribonuclease MRP complex; nucleolar ribonuclease P complex; fibrillar center. Gene Ontology annotation, biological process: tRNA 5'-leader removal. Gene Ontology annotation, molecular function: ribonuclease P activity; ribonuclease P RNA binding. The transcript is spliced from 3 exons. Lineage: Eukaryota; Metazoa; Chordata; Aves; Coliiformes; Coliidae. The coding region runs from base 205 to 1053 and encodes 282 amino acids.
GGCGGGGCGAGCCCGGGAGCGGAGCGGCGGGCACAGGCCGCGGCAGAGUAGCGCCCGUUUUUAAAGGAAAAAAUGUAAUCUUCCUAGCGUUGUUCCUUUCUCAUGCCAGCGUUGCUGCCUGUGCUUGGUGCCCCUCUAAAGGAUCAUCAGUUUUUAAAGCAUCAGCUUUAAACGCUAGGGUGGCAAAGACAAAAGGACCUCAGGAUGGCUGUAGUUGCACCAGGGACAGCAACGCUUCGUAAGGCAAAGAAAAUCCCUGUAAAAAUAUGUCUAGAUAACCCCUUUGUUUUUGAGUGGAAAACCAUAGAUGGAGAAGAUAUGCAUUUUAUACUGCAGACUUUGGAAGACAGGAUUAAAAGUAUUGGACUUAAAAAGGUUGAGGCACCAAGACAGAAAAAACGUUCCGUUGCAAAAAACCAAGCGGCACCCAAGUGUGACGCUGCCAGCAAGGAGCUCCCUAAAGAGGAGGAAACAGGCCCUCAGCAAAAACCAGGGUGGACUGACAUAAGCAUCAGAAGACAGCUUGCUAUCGGAAUCAAUGAAGUCACAAAAGCCUUGGAAAAAAACGAGCUGCUUCUCUUGCUGGUGUGCAAGUCUGCAAAGCCUGCUAUGAUCACAUCCCAUCUCAUCCAGCUGAGCGCCAGCCGCGGCACCCCAGCAGGACAGGUGCCCCGGCUCAGCGCCACCCUCGCUCCGCUGCUUGGCUUAACGUCCACCUUGGCUCUGGGCUUUAAGAAGCCCUCUGAUCAAUUUGCUGAAGCAAUAGAAGCAAUCAUUUCCAAGGUACCAGCUGUGGAAGUGCCGUGGUUCCAGCACAGAACUGAGGCGCAGGUGGCUGAUGCCAACACGGACUCCUCGGAAGCUGAGGAAGUCGAGGAGCUCGUGACGGCGCUGGGAGAUGAGCUGACGGGGCAGAAGCGCAAGCGGACGGGAAGCAGUCAGCUCCACCUUGCCAAUGUCACUUUGCAGCCUUUGAAACUCAAGAAGCUUGUUCCAAAUCCAAAUAAGGUAAAGAAACCGCCUCGGAAGAAGAAAAAGGCUUUUUCAGCCUAACGGGGCUCAGUUGGUUCUUCCCCUGAAACUGCUGUUUGAACGCAGUGCUGAAGUACAGCUCUGACUGAACUAUGUGUUGGGCGUAAAGCACUCGCCUACAACGUGAACUUGAUGUUGUGUUCAGCUGAGGUACUUUCUGUUUUAAUAAAGAAUACUGCUGAGAUUUGGGUGUGAGUCUUUACCCAGG